CUAAUAUACACUUUGUAGUCGUCGUUAUUCCUCUGAUCUUUCCCCUCUCUAGCAGAGACACCACCACCUGGACUUGUUUAAUCUCUCAACUCCGUGGGUGAUUCAGCUCCUGAAGAAUUGGUGGGUGAUUCAUCUCGUUUCAGGACUGUUUGGUUGUAUUUCCUGCAGCAUUUCGCAUCGUUCACUUGCAUUCGUUUCUCUAUACGAGACACAAAGACAAAGAUCUGUAUUUUUUAAAUCUAUAUUUGUAGAGGUCGAGGGAUCGAAUGGCAAACACAGCGUGUUUUAUAAUAGUGGGUCGGAAUGAUAUUCCCAUCUAUGAAGCUGAAGUUGGUUCUGCUCCCAAAAGAGAAGAUGCUGCUCAGUUGCACCAGUUUAUACUACACGCUGCAUUAGAUGUCGUCCAAGACCUUGCAUGGACUACAAGCGCCAUGUUCUUGAAGUCAGUUGACAGGUUUAACGAUCUCGUUGUCUCCGUCUAUGUUACCGCUGGCCAUACACGACUCAUGCUCCUUCAUGAUUCACGCAAUGAAGACGGCAUCAAGAGCUUCUUCCAGGAGGUGCAUGAGCUUUAUAUUAAGGUUCUUCUGAAUCCCUUGUAUCUGCCCGGUUCUCGGAUUACAUCCUCACAUUUUGACACCAAGGUGCGUGCACUUGCAAGAAAGUAUCUGUAGAGAAGCACGGAGAUCCUGACUUGCUGUUUGGUGAAGGUCCAAAGCCCAAAGUUGCAGUCAAUUGUUUGUUAUUGUGUUUAUGUUCAAAUGCUAGAGUUCUCUUCUUCAUAACUUCCAAGCAAUGUUUUAAUGUUUGAGAUUCUUUUUAGUGAGAGAAAUAAUCCAUUCAAUCCAAACCCAUAGUUUCAUUUU
Messenger RNA from Brassica oleracea var. oleracea, 866 nucleotides. RefSeq names its product trafficking protein particle complex subunit 2. The record is from RefSeq and is a predicted model, not a curated record. Bases 267 to 674 code for a protein of 135 amino acids. Gene Ontology annotation, biological process: endoplasmic reticulum to Golgi vesicle-mediated transport. Lineage: Eukaryota; Viridiplantae; Streptophyta; Magnoliopsida; Brassicales; Brassicaceae. The transcript has 6 exons. Gene Ontology annotation, cellular component: nucleus; TRAPP complex; cytoplasm.